AUGCCCUCUGAUUCUUUCAAGGACUACUAUGCUGAUCUCGGGCUCGAACUUGGGGCUUCGGCUGGAGCCAUUAGGAAGGCGUUCCAGGAUCUUGCUAAGAAACACCAUCCAGACAAAUCAGGUAUAGCAGACGCCACGGUCUUCCGCCGCGUCCGCGAAGCUUUUGAGAAGCUUUCAGAUCCAGAGUAUCGUGCUCAAUACGAUCGCUCCUACUGGCGCAGGAAGUUUCAGACCGACGACAUUCCGACUGAGGAAGAGAACCGCAGUGCAGGCGAAGAAAACUUUGGUGACACACGUAAUACAAGUCAUGGCGCUGAGACUCAAGAAGCCCGUAGCGCAAGUCCACCGCCUGUCAAGCCGCAACGCAAGCCCAACGAGCCAAGUUGGCAGUACUUCUUGGGCAAGGCCUAUACCACAUGGCAGAAGGAGGAGGCCGCUUACCGUGUGAGACACCCUGAAGUGUACGAGAGUCCGCUCAGCAGUGACCCACCUACUCCCAAGCCUGGAGGUAUGGCACAUGGCAUGGUCGUUCUGAUGUCUCACCCCUGCGUCCAACAGAGCUGCAUCUACAAGAGCACAGCGUGGCGCCUUCAGACCGGCGGCGGAGACCAUUGCGUAUUCUGCAUGGCCGUUCACACCGGGGGUAGGAGAUGUCCUGGCUGUGAGGUGCUGGCAUGUAAGGUUUGUCUCGAGAAGGUUCGCGCAUUGAAACGGAGCCCUUUUGAAGGAUUGAGAUCGAAGGCGCAGUACUGCUCGUCCGGUGGUUGA
Messenger RNA from Alternaria postmessia, 768 nucleotides. RefSeq lists its product as uncharacterized. The coding region runs from base 1 to 768 and encodes 255 amino acids. The record is from RefSeq and is a predicted model, not a curated record. The transcript is spliced from 2 exons. Lineage: Eukaryota; Fungi; Ascomycota; Dothideomycetes; Pleosporales; Pleosporaceae.